AUGGCUCUUGGGACAAGCAAAAGACUUGUGUUUAAAAAAAUAACUUUAGGCACAGAGGCGGUGCAGCGGCCAGGGCCAGACGUACAGAGGCGGCGCGGUGGCCAGACGCAGCGGAGCGACACCACAUUCAGGAAGAGGCUUUGGAGGACCGGCGCGAAGGCAGACCGGGGACAGGUUCUUUGGCGAUUUGAAGGCAAGAAGCCAGACACCUUGGGCUCCAACACUUGGCUGUACAAAUGGAUUCCCCAGAAUGACUUGUUAGGUCAUCCUAAAACCAGAGUUUUUAUAACUCAUGGUGGCAUCAAUGGCAUCUAUGAGGCGCUGUACCAUGGGAUUCCUGUGGUUAGCAUUCCUUUGUUUGGUGACCAAUUUGAUAAUGUUGUUCACAUGAAGACCAAAGGAGCAGGUGUUCGACUGAACUUUCUCACAAUGUCCAGCACAGAUUUGCUCCAUGCUGUGAAGACAGUCAUAAAUGACCCUUCCUAUAAGCAGAACGCCAUGUGUCUAUCAAGAAUCCACCACGACCAGCCCGUGAAGCCCCUGGACAGAGCUCUUUUCUGGACUGAGUAUGUCUUGCACCAAAAAAGGGCCAAAAAAGGUGUGGCAGCGCAUGACCUCACCUGGUACCAGUACCACUCUCUGGACGUGCUUGGAUUCCUGCUUGCCUGCAUGGUGACUUUGAUAUUAGUAAUCACAAAGUGCUGGCUCUUUUUCUGCCAGACAUUUGCUAAGUCUGGAAAGAAGCAGAAAAGGGAGUAG
This is a messenger RNA of Microtus oregoni (creeping vole), 759 nucleotides long. Its product is annotated as UDP-glucuronosyltransferase 2B31-like. NCBI's taxonomy places the organism in Eukaryota, Metazoa, Chordata, Mammalia, Rodentia, Cricetidae. The transcript has 6 exons. The record is from RefSeq and is a predicted model, not a curated record. Bases 1 to 759 code for a protein of 252 amino acids. Gene Ontology annotation, molecular function: UDP-glycosyltransferase activity.